This is a messenger RNA of Xyrauchen texanus (razorback sucker), 4367 nucleotides long. RefSeq names its product ATPase H+ transporting V0 subunit a1b (gene atp6v0a1b). Gene Ontology annotation, cellular component: vacuolar proton-transporting V-type ATPase complex; vacuolar proton-transporting V-type ATPase, V0 domain; plasma membrane. The transcript has 22 exons. The record is from RefSeq and is a predicted model, not a curated record. NCBI's taxonomy places the organism in Eukaryota, Metazoa, Chordata, Actinopteri, Cypriniformes, Catostomidae. Gene Ontology annotation, molecular function: proton-transporting ATPase activity, rotational mechanism; ATPase binding. Bases 122 to 2731 code for a protein of 869 amino acids. Gene Ontology annotation, biological process: vacuolar acidification; proton transmembrane transport.
CGGAGCACGUCUGAAUGUUCGUCGAGGUGAUCAUCUGAUAUAUUUCUGAAGAUAUCGAGAGAGGCUGAUCCUCUGAGAUUGAUUUGUGAUCUGUGUGUGAGUGACUGUACCUGGCGGCAUCAUGGGGGAGUUGUUUCGCAGUGAGGAGAUGACUCUGGCCCAGCUCUUCCUUCAGUCUGAAGCGGCCUACUGCUGUGUCAGUGAACUGGGCGAGCUGGGAAUGGUCCAGUUCAGGGAUCUCAACCCUGAUGUGAACGUGUUUCAGAGGAAGUUUGUGAAUGAAGUGAGACGCUGUGAGGAGAUGGAUAGGAAGCUCAGGUUUGUAGAGAAGGAGAUUAAGAAAGCCAACAUUCCAACUAUGGACACUGGUGAGAAUCCUGAAGUCCCAUUCCCACGUGACAUGAUUGACCUUGAGGCAACUUUUGAGAAACUGGAGAAUGAACUGAAGGAGAUCAACACAAACCAGGAGGCCCUGAAGAAGAACUUUCUGGAACUGACAGAACUCAAGCAUAUCCUCAGACGGACACAGCAGUUCUUUGAUGAGAUGGAGGAUCCUAACCUAUUGGAGGAGUCUUCAUCUCUGCUGGACCCCAAUGAGGCUGGUCGUGGAGCUCCACUGCGGCUGGGGUUUGUUGCUGGGGUUAUAAACCGAGAGAGAAUCCCCACAUUUGAGAGGAUGCUGUGGAGAGUGUGCCGUGGAAAUGUGUUUUUGCGACAGGCUGAGAUUGAAGACCCUCUUGAAGACCCCACAACAGGAGAUCAGGUGCACAAAUCUGUGUUUAUCAUCUUCUUCCAAGGAGACCAGCUGAAGAACAGAGUGAAGAAGAUCUGUGAAGGGUUUCGUGCGUCUCUGUACCCAUGCCCUGAAACCCCUCAGGAGAGGAAGGAAAUGGCAGCGGGCGUCAACACCCGCAUUGAUGACCUCCAGAUGGUGUUAAAUCAAACAGAGGAUCACCGACAGAGAGUAUUACAAGCAGCUGCUAAAACCGUACGAGUGUGGUUCAUUAAAGUGAGGAAGAUGAAGGCCAUUUAUCACACUCUGAACCUCUGCAACAUCGAUGUUACACAGAAAUGUUUGAUUGCUGAAGUCUGGUGCCCCGUUUCGGACCUCGAUUCCAUUCAGUUCGCUCUGCGCAGGGGAACGGAACGGAGUGGGUCAACAGUUCCCUCCAUCUUGAACCGAAUGCAAACCAAACAGACUCCACCUACUUAUAACAAGACCAACAAGUUCACGUCAGGUUUCCAGAACAUUGUGGAUGCUUACGGGAUUGGAACCUACCGAGAGAUAAACCCAGCACCAUACACCAUCAUUACAUUCCCCUUCCUGUUUGCAGUCAUGUUUGGUGACAUGGGUCACGGCAUGUUGAUGACCUGUGCGGCACUUUACCUCGUCAUCAGAGAGAGUCGCCUGCUUGCUCAGAAAAGUGACAAUGAGAUGUUUAGCAUGAUAUUUGCUGGGCGUUAUAUCGUUCUUCUGAUGGGGAUCUUCUCCGUCUACACUGGUCUGAUCUAUAAUGACUGCUUCUCUAAAUCACUCAACAUGUUUGGGUCUGGCUGGAGCGUGCGGCCCAUGUUUGACCAGAAGGGUGGAAACUGGUCGUUUGGGACUCUGGACAGAAACCCUGUUCUUCAGUUGGAUCCGGCUGUUCCUGGAGUGUUUGGUGGCCCAUAUCCUCUAGGCAUUGACCCUAUCUGGAAUAUUGCGACAAACAAGCUGACGUUCCUCAACUCCUUUAAGAUGAAGAUGUCAGUAAUCAUGGGUGUUAUUCACAUGCUGUUUGGAGUCACACUCUCCCUCUUCAAUCAUCUGUACUUUAAGAAACCUCUGAACAUCUUCCUUGGUUUCAUCCCAGAGAUUGUGUUCUUGAGCAGUCUGUUUGGUUAUCUGAUCCUGCUCAUCUUUUAUAAGUGGAUGGCGUAUGAUGCUGUGACCUCUAAAGAUGCUCCCAGUCUGCUGAUAGCCUUCAUCAAUAUGUGUCUGUUCAACUACAACGACCCCACCAACAAACCCCUGUACAGAGGACAGAUGGGGAUUCAGUCUCUGUUAGUGUUGAUAGCUCUGGCAUGUGUACCGUGUAUGCUGGUGGUGAAGACUUUGAUCCUGCGGCGCCAGUACUUGUGGAGAAAACACCUGUCCCAGAUGAGGGAAGCAAGACCUGCAGAGAAUCUAGAAACUUUAGAGCAGACAGGCACCAGCUCACCCACCGGACUCACCCUACAGGGCACGCAGAAGUUCGGUGGUGUCCGGAUCGGAAACGGGCCUACAGAGGACGAAGCGGAGAUCAUUGACUAUGACCAGCUCUCGCAGCAUUCAGAGGAAGGAGACGAGCAUUCAGAUGAAGAACCGUUUAACUUUGGAGAUAUGGCCGUUCAUCAGGCCAUUCACACUAUAGAGUACUGCCUGGGCUGUAUCUCCAACACGGCCUCGUACCUGCGGCUCUGGGCCCUUAGUUUGGCUCAUGCUCAGUUGUCUGAGGUGCUGUGGGGUAUGGUGAUGCACCUCGGGCUGUCCUCCAGGAGUGGGGGUGGAUUUUUCGGACUGUCAAUCAUUUUCUCGGCCUUUGCCACAUUAACAGUGUGCAUCUUGCUCAUCAUGGAGGGGCUGUCUGCGUUCUUGCACGCUCUGAGAUUGCAUUGGGUGGAGUUCCAGAACAAAUUCUACACAGGACAGGGCUUCAAGUUUGUCCCCUUCUCCUUCGAAAGUAUCCUGGAGGGACGAUUUGAUGAAUGAGCUACUACAAUCCCAUCUAAUAUCAUCCGUUCCCAAGUCCUGCAUGGAACCCCUUCCUUGAUAAGUGCGGUGCUGUUCACUGAAUAUUUGUAAGACGCGUCUGUGCCCUUUUCACCUUUAAAUGCCUAUUGAGAGCACUUUUUCCGUGGUGUUCUUGAGAUGUGUGCUGUGCUGUAACUCUUUCUCUUCAUAUGGAUUUAAGAUAUGGCCCAAAUGUAUGUGUACAGUCCAUCAAAACAGUGUAUUCACUGCUUGUAAUGAAUGUUGAAUUUUAUCAUAUGGAUAUAAAACAAUGUGUCUUGUGCCUCAUAGUGAAUCUAGAUUAUUGGGUGCUUAAAAAAAAGUGUGUGGUAAAUAAUGGAAAAAGCCAAAUGUGAAGUACCUUCUCUAACUGAGUGUUAUCUAAAGCAGUGGUCCACAACUGGUUUCUUCAGGACCCAGAUUUUACGGUGCGACCAGACAUCAAGUGCCGACCAGUUUUGAGUGUAAUCUGAUUUGAAAGUAAUUAGUUACUUUUUAAGUCAAAAAGUUUUAAUCAUAUUAGAGUCACUGACUUUCAAUUAAGUUGAUUACUUUUAAGUACAUUACUUGGGUUACACAUUUCUAAAAUAAUAUUUAUAUAGAAUAUGUUUAAAAGAUGAAUAGAAUUUAUAUGUAUGUCUGUUUGCUUUUCUGUGACAGCUGAAGGGUGAGUAUAGACAAUGUAUAUAGACAUUAUUUUGAAUUUGUUGAGCAGAAAAACUAACUUUUCUGUGAAAAGUGUUUUAGAAAGUAACUUAAAAGUAAGGGAAUUAGUAAUGUGAUAAAGGUUUGAUGAAUUAUUCAGUAACUGAUUACAAAUUUAGAGAAGUAAUAUGUACACAGCAAAAACCAUGUAUGCUUACUGCAGUUGUGUCAUACUUCAGAUAUGUGUAGUUUUGUUCAUGGUUUAAAAAAAAAAUUAUAAUAAUAAGUUGUUUUGCGACCAGUUGAGAACCACUGUUGUAAAGGAAAACAUGAUAAAGUCCAGUGAUUAUGAUUAAAAUUAAAUAAUGGCUAAAUAGAUAAACAAUAUAAAGAAGGUGGUUGCUCCCCUAUUAUAUUUAUGGAAAAUGUUUAUGUUCCCUCAAUCACUUCCUGUUGUUUCUUUCCACAAAUAACAUUCUUGUAUUUCACCUUGAGGAUUAUUCAAGUCUAAGAUGAUUUGACUCUCAAUCGGUUUGCCAGGUUGACAAAAAUGUAACGUUGUCACAGCUAAAAAACUAAAACCUUUGUAGCUUAAUAUCCUGCUAAGUUAACUGCCCUGGCUUGGCCAUAUCAUGAGUAUCAUGAGGCAGCUAUAGUAAAAGUCAAUAAUGCAUCUAAAGAUAAAGAUGAUUUUUCAUCAUGUAUGUUGGAGUGCUGUGUUGAGCUCAGAAGAGAAACAUAUCAACAAAGAAAUACAUUUGUCACAAGACUUAGUCAUCUAUUUAUUUUUAGCUGUAUUCUUGGUGAUGUGGCAAGUGUUUUAAAUGCAUAAAGUAAGUUUGUUUAUGCAUAAACACAUUUCAAGAGAGAAUUAUACAACCAGAAGAGUCGAAGAUGUUUGUUUGUGGUAAUAUGUUGUUCCUUCUAAAUCUGACCAUUAAACACCUGGGAAAAUAAACUCAUAUGUCAA